UGGAGCCAUAAACUCUACCUUCAAUCUAACCAGAGGGAGCACACCCACCUAUACGGGACUGAAGGAGUUCUGCCAAAAUCCUCUGUAGCUCGGGGAGUUCUGUGUUCACUUCCUGAUUGGCCAGAGAUGUGUGACUAUUAAAGGAUCACUUUAGAAAUACGACUUGUGAAAAGGGAGAGAAUGUGGCAGACUGAGCUCAUGACAAAGGCACCUAGGGGCGGGACAUACAUCUUAAUAUCAGAGACUGCAAGAGGAGAUGCCAGGGAAUACGGCGUAAAAGAUCAGGAAGACAGUUGAGUGAGGGUCUGAGGAGUAGGUGAGAAGAUUCACAAUUCCAGGACCAACAAAGAUGGAUAUGGACUACGGGAUAAAAUGGGCAACGGAGCUGAUUGAACAGAAGCUGAAACUGGAAGAUGAACAGCAGCAAAAAAAACACUCUUCCUCUGCAAUGCCAACAGAAGUGGUCCGGUUAGAUGUCCCACAUCUGGAGGAGAAAACACAUGGACCUGUUAACAAGGGCAUUAAAAGUAUUAAGGGACAAGAAAAGGUGCGGAAGAGUUCUUUGGACCUAAGACGGGAGAUCCUUGAAGUUGGUGGCACUGAAUACCUCUUUGAGCUACGCAAAAAACCAAAAAAGAAGGAGGAGAAGAAACCAGAGCCUGAACCAGAAGAAAUUACAGGGCCUGUGGCUGUGGAGGAUUUUUUGAAAGCUGCUGUGCAGGGCAAGGUACAAGUAGUGGUCAAAUUCCUGGCAGAUGGAGGCUCCCCAGACACCUGUGAUGAAUUCCACAGGACAGCUUUGCACCGUGCUUCCCUGGAAGGGCACACAGGAAUUGUAGAGAAGCUUUUGGACCAAGGUGCCACUACUGACUUCAGAGAUCGACUGGAUUCCACAGCCGUGCACUGGGCCUGUCGUGGUGGACACUUGGAUGUUGUGAAGCUCUUGCAGGAAAAAGGGGCCAAUCUGAACCUAAAGGACAAGCUUCUCAGUACUCCUUUACAUGUGGCCACUCGCACUGGUGUAGCAGAAGUUGUGGAGCACCUGAUAAACAGUGGGGUGGAUGUCAAUUCCCGUGACCGUGAGGGAGACAGUGCCCUGCAUGAUGCUGUACGCCUCAAUCGCUACAAAAUAAUUAAGAUGUUGAUUUUGCACGGGGCAGAUAUGUUGGCCAAAAAUCUGGCUGGCAAAACUCCCACAGAUCUGGUGCAGUUAUGGCAGGCAGACACACGGGAAGUGCUGGAAAAGAAAGAGCCAAACACAGCAGAAAUGCCAACAUGAAACAUAGAUGGAUGAACAAAGCAGAUACCUGCAAUUCCAAGCAAGGAGGGUUUGGGAUUAAAAACAAGCAGGGUCAUCUAAAUCCAAUAAAGAGGCAAUCAGAGUAAAACAAAACCAGAAAAACAGUGAAAAAA
Messenger RNA from Candoia aspera, 1413 nucleotides. It is a transcript of the gene ANKRD2, whose product is annotated as ankyrin repeat domain 2. The transcript has 9 exons. Gene Ontology annotation, molecular function: protein binding. Bases 350 to 1279 code for a protein of 309 amino acids. The record is from RefSeq and is a predicted model, not a curated record. NCBI's taxonomy places the organism in Eukaryota, Metazoa, Chordata, Lepidosauria, Squamata, Candoiidae.